Messenger RNA from Mauremys mutica (yellowpond turtle), 2993 nucleotides. RefSeq lists its product as uncharacterized. The record is from RefSeq and is a predicted model, not a curated record. Bases 1816 to 2820 code for a protein of 334 amino acids. The transcript is spliced from 2 exons. Lineage: Eukaryota; Metazoa; Chordata; Testudines; Geoemydidae.
GCCAAAGUGCAGGCCCUUCCGUGUCAGUGACUUCGGGGCGGGGGGGCUGCGCAAGUCCAGCGGGGUGCCUCACCCCAGCCCUGUGGGGCCUCUCUCUGGGGUGGGGGAGCAGGGAGCCCUGGCCCACUCCUGUGAGCCCCGUCCCCCUGGCUGUCCCGCUCGCUCUUCUCUCAUGGCUCCAACUGUCCGAAUGGCUCCAUCUUGUGAGAGGGCGGGAGAAAACGCCUGAGAUGUGCCAGGCGCUGGCCUGGGCGGGGCCUGACUUCCACCCGUGUUAUAUGCUGGUCUAGGGGCUGAGCCCGGGGUAGGCAGCUAACCCCAGGCCAGUGCAGACUAGGAGGAGCAAGCAACUGAGCGAACGCUGGUUCCACUGCAGGAAAUUCGAAUCCCAACCCAGAUUGAUUCCAGCUGCGUGUCUGUCCAGCCCCUAGCGCGGGAGGGCCUGGUGUGGGACUGAGGUGCUUGGGUGCUGUUGGAGAGCAGAGAGCUGAGCUUAUUGUGGGACUGUGCUGUGUCCCCCUCUUGGGGUGUCACAGGGUUCAGCUCUGCCCUCUAGCUGUUCCUCAGGCACUGCCUGUAGACUAGCAAAGGCCACUGAGGCUGGCUCCUGCAGUGGUUGGUUGUGCAAAGUGCCAGUCCCAGGUGCUGCCGAAUUUGUGGGUUCUAGGCCCGGCUCAGCCGCUGCCCUGCCGGGGGAUUUUAGGCAAGUCACACUGCCUUUCUGUGGCUCAUUUCCCCAUCUGUAACCGAGAGAGAACAAUCCUGAGCACUUGGGAAAGUGCUUUGAGAUCUCUCGGUGGAAAGCGCUGUCGGAGCCAGGGCUUAGCAUUGUUCAGCUCCAGGAGUCCACAGACUUGUGACUGGAAGGUCAGGGCCCUCUGAGCGCCUCCUGCUUGGGGGGGCCCCUCUAGCAGGUUCUGCGGGGCAAUGGAAGCCGUGUGGUGUCAGGCACACCCUGAGGGCUGGCGAGGUAGUGGAAUGAUCACGUCUGACCUUAAAUUCUAGGAAUCUAGCAUGGCUCAUGGCCAUUUCCAAAUACCCACCUAGCUCUGAUAGCCCCCAGAUGCUGCCCUUCAUGGGGGAAGCCAGCUCAGUUCCAAGGGGGUGGCCUGGAUUUCUGUCUCCAAGACCAGCAUAUAACCCCUGCGCCCUGCUCAGCCAGCCGCGUGCCGAGCGCCAGCAUCACCACCGCUCUGGGGCCUGUUGUCUGUCAGUGCGAUGCGAAUGACCAGCAAAGCAAACUGCACAAAAACGCUCUCUUCCCGUUUGACCAAUUUGCAGGCCAUGAGUUCUAACGAAGAAGGUUCAAAAAUAAUUCAAUGAGUGUCAAUACUGCAACUGCACGGUGCAGCUAAGCCAUCCGGCGGGUUACUAAGCAAAAGUUGAUGAUAAAGAGACCCUGUGUCUCUAUUGCAAGCUACUCAGAACUGUCUCGCAAAGGUAACUGACUCCAGCGCACCCAAUCUCGCCUGCAGUUGUCGGUGAAACCCAUCCUGUUUUGAAUGUGUGCUCUAAACCCCCACUGCAGGGCUCUGACAGGGCUCCCCCCAUGCAUGCUGAUCCAGAGAGACCUCAGCAGUGCUGAGCGCAGCCCCCUUUGGGACAGCUCCUGUGUCCCCGCCACUCCAGCAGGGCACGGCGGGGAGUCUGCCACAGCCCCCCAGCAGGGUCUGCUGGGAGCGGCUGCCGCAUGCCAGCUCGCAUGCUGGGGUGCCAGUGGGAACGGGGGAUGGACCGAGUAACCCCCAAACCCCAGCGUGCUGGAUUCCUCCCAGACUCCAUCCAGGAGCGGGCAGCCGGUGGCUCACGUCUCAGAUGGUCCCCAACCCAUGGCGCUGGUCACUGCUGGAGCCAUUAGACCAGGCUUGGAAUCUGGCACCCUCCUGCCAGCUGCCCGCCUCAUACGCCCCCCAGCCACUCUGCACAGCCUGGUUAACAGCCCACCCCUGCUGUGUCACUGGCUCCCGUGCUCCCCCGAGUCUCUGGGGGGCGCCGCUCAACCCUCCGGCCUGGUGUCCGUCCAGCAGGCAGCAGCCGGCCCCCCCGCAGCUGAGGUUCUUUGCCGCAUUGAUGCCCAGAAUGAUGGCUUGCUGUUACCAUGCGCUAAAAACUUUGAGCCCUGGUUCUCUCAGUCCACAGUUGAGAUCAACCCCCCGGAAAGCACAAGUAUCGGCCCAUGCAAGCAGGCCGAGUGCCAUGAACCCAAACUCACUUCAGAGCAGAGCUCCCCCGGUGCCCCGUGCCAGGGCACCCCUGGGCCCAGCGGCUCUGCCUGGUAGCUGGGCCGGGAGGGACAGGGCCCUGGAUGUAACCGGCUCUGUGCAGACCUGGCAGCAGAGGCUGCCAGCGCCUGGCCUGGCGAGGGACUGGCUCACCCACCCCACGUGUGGGGAGUCCGGGCUGCUAGUGCAAAAGCCCCACUCAGCUGCUCACCCCGCCCCUCUCACGCUGACGUGUGGGGAGCCGUCAGAGCAGCAGCCCCCACUGCGCCGUGCUUGGUGGUUUUCAGCGUUGAGCGGCUACCCAUGGCUUUCCCCAGCUGCUGGCAACGGCUUGUCCCCUCCCCUGGCCACCUCCUGGGGGCAGCAGUCCCACGUCUGUAACCUCAGCAGCUGCUCAGGGCCCAUCUCUCCCAGCCACAGGGGGGCAGGUUUGAUCCCUGGGGGAGGAGGUGACCCCAGUCCUGCCCCACCAGCCCUUCCAAGGAGGGUUAACGUCACCCAGGACGGCUGUUCCUGGAGUCAGGGUUCCCUUGAGCCGAGCCUCCAGGCACAGGCACAGGCGGCGUUGCUGCGUCCCAGCUGUGUGUGGUGUCAGUAAAAGGGCAGGAAGCUGUCAGCCGCUCAGCGGGUCGCUGGGGCUCGCGCGGGGGAUUGGCAUUGCUGCCAGGGCACUUGUGACCCGCCUGACUCCUCCCAGACAGCCCACAGCCCGAACGGCUGAGACGGGUGCCAAGGCCACUGGGCAUCCUGUCUGGGCACCUUUGCCCGCCC